AUGCCACCCCUCCCGCGCUUCACCCUAAUCUUCUACGCACCCACCCCCGCCCUAGCAGCCUGCAAAUCCGCCAUCUUCGCCGCCGGCGCAGGCCGCUACCCCGGGCCGGGGAACUACACCGAGUGCUGCUGGGCCACCCUAGGCACGGGCCAAUUCCGCCCCGGCGACGCCGCGAACCCGCAUAUCGGCGCCGUCGGCGCCCUCGAGGAAGUCCCCGAGGUCCGCGUCGAGACCCUGUGCGUCGGCGAGGACGUCGUUAAGGGCGCUGUCAAGGCGCUUAAGGGAUAUGGCAUGUCCGAAACAACUCCGCUGACCGAGAAAUCUCCUUCCAGCGCUCAUCCCUACGAGGAACCUGCCUACCACGUCAUCAAGCUGGAGGAUUAUUGA
This is a messenger RNA of Daldinia loculata, 387 nucleotides long. RefSeq lists its product as uncharacterized. The transcript has 2 exons. The record is from RefSeq and is a predicted model, not a curated record. NCBI's taxonomy places the organism in Eukaryota, Fungi, Ascomycota, Sordariomycetes, Xylariales, Hypoxylaceae. Bases 1 to 387 code for a protein of 128 amino acids.